Molecule: messenger RNA, 840 nt
Organism: Candidula unifasciata
Lineage: Eukaryota; Metazoa; Mollusca; Gastropoda; Stylommatophora; Geomitridae
Source: the annotation of a GenBank genome assembly
AUGUCAUGCAUUUCAUCCUGUCUUGGACCGGGGGUCUUUUUUACCUUGAACUUGGUUAUGUUCUGCCUGGGGCUCUACCUGCUCACAACUGGUGCGAAUAUCCUACAACUGAAAGACAUCCAGAGGUUCACCUCUUUUCGUCUCCCGGGGGAGAAGUUCACAAAACAGCUAAAGCUGGACAUGAUACCGGGGGUCAAGAUUUUGGCGGGUGUCGGGGUGUUUCUGGGCGGCUGGUUGAUGUCGACCGGCUUCCUUGGAAUGGCUGCCUCGAUGGUGGGCCUGAAGCUUCUCUACAUGGCUUUCAUUAACCUGUUGGUGCUGUCGCUUCUCCUGUGGCUGUGCUAUGUGUUCGCAAUCAAAUAUCUCACAUACCAUGCGGAAGAAAUUCAUCAGGUAGCCCAGUUUACGUUCGAGUUUGGGUUGAGAUUCAACUAUUGGGGAAGUCCAAACAUCACCACUGAUUUCGAGAAAAUGGUCGACGCAGUGCAGGCAGAGCUGGGUUGCUGUGGGCUGGACAACUACACAGAAUACAGACAAUUUGCUCUCAUCUGGCUCAACAACACUGACCAGGAGCAAGUGGUCCCUCCUUCAUGUUGUAAGUUAUUCACGAACGUCUACUUGCAGAACAGCACUUUUCUUCUCACGGAUGACAACUGUACCAGAACUCCCACAGCUGAAAACAGCUAUAUUGAGCAGCCCUGCUACUCUCUGAUGGUGACAAAGAUCAAGGCAAACAAGGUCAUGUUUCUGCGGAUGGCCGCUGGCAUUUCAGUUCUCCUGAUCACCAUGAUAGCGCUGGGUGUAGUCCUGAUGGUCACUGGUGGAGGCAUCCUGGGCUGA